AUUCUUUUCUUCUUUGUCCUGACUCCUGACUUUCGCGCCUAGUCUGAUAGAAUAGCGUCUUCUUCCCGGCGGCGCCCUCUGGUUCUGACUCUUCUGCAUUUGCCCAUCUCUCUCUCUCUCUGUAUAUAUAUGUAUGUAUUGAAAGCUUGAUGAAUACUGUAGAUAAGAUUCCACCAUCUUCAGUUUUCAGAGCAAUGGAUAAUACUGCAAUCGGCAUGGUGACAGCUUUUUCUUCAUCUUCUCCCCCAUUCUUCUCUAAACACUGGAACCCUAUCCAUUCCAGUCCAUCUAUCGUCAAAUCCAGAUCUGCAAUCCGCUUUCAAAACCCAAUUCCUAGAAAUGAAUUUGCAUCGUCUUCACCAUGUUCUUCUUUGUGUUUCGCUAUCAAAAAAUCCACCUUUACCGUCGACUUUCCAACAUCAACGCUCCGACGACUAAUCUCAGAAUUCGAAUCUCUUUCCGAACCGAUAGAUCGAGUGAAGCGACUAUUACAUUACGCUAACCUUCUUCAACCUUCUGACGAUUCAUUGAAAACUGAAUCGAAUAGAGUAAAUGGUUGUACUGCUAGGGUUUGGGUAGAUGUGAAGUUGGAUGAAGAUGGAAAGAUGAUGUUUUGUGCUGAUAGUGAUUCAGAGAUUGCAAAAGGGUUUUGUUCGUGUUUGAUUUCAGUUCUGGAUGGGAUGACACCGGAGGAGGUUAUGAGAAUUGAACUUGAAGAUUUGAGAGGUUUGAAUAUUGUUGGUUUACAUGGAAAUAGUAGUUCUAGGGUUAAUACUUGGCAUAAUGUUUUGGUUACAAUGAAAAAGAAAACUAGAUCAAUCAUUGAAAUAAAAAAUGGGUUUUCUUCUUCUUCUUUGUCUGUAUCUGUAUUACCAUAGAUUGUUCAAACUUCAAAGA
Impatiens glandulifera is the source of this 897-nucleotide messenger RNA. Its product is annotated as sufE-like protein 2, chloroplastic. The transcript has a single exon. The record is from RefSeq and is a predicted model, not a curated record. Bases 150 to 878 code for a protein of 242 amino acids. NCBI's taxonomy places the organism in Eukaryota, Viridiplantae, Streptophyta, Magnoliopsida, Ericales, Balsaminaceae.